AUCGAUUUGUGUGAUUCUUUGUUGCUCACCCAGACAGGAAGUGGCCGUACCCUAGAAACAUGAACAAAUCGAGCGAAAAAAGUAUACACGAAAUGUUGAAAAACACUCCGUCCAUGAACGAUAGCACCGACGUCGUGCAUUCCGGGUCCGAGCAGCAAACAAUCAAGCACUCGACCACGCUAACCCUGCGCAACGUAAGCAAUCACAGCUUAACGUCGCCGACGUCCGUCAGUCUGGAGGACGAAUCGGCGUACAUCAAGAACGGAUCGUCCAAGCUCGAUACGUUCCGUAACUGGAGCAUUACCACGUACAAAUGCACCAAACAGAUCAUGCUGGAAAAGUUGGGCAAAUCGACCCGCACAGUCGAUCUCGAGCUGGAAGCACAAAUCGAUCAGCUGAAGGAAACACAGAAGAAAUAUUUAAGCAUAUUACGUUUGUCGCGUGCAUUCACGUCCCACUUUUACAACUGCAUGCAAACGCAGAGCCUGCUGUCGGAAACGUUUGCCGAUCUGGCACAGAAAAGUCCGGAACUGCAGGAAGAGUUUCUGCGAAAUGCCGAAACGCAGCGAAUUUUAACGAAAAAUGGCGAGCUGCUGUUGAACGCGCUGAACUUUUUCAUAUCGUCCAUAAAUACACUGUGCAAUAAGACCAUCGAUGACACACUAAUCACCAUUAGACAGUACGAGUUGGCCCGCGUAGAGUACGAUGCUUACCGGGUGGAUAUGGAGCAGCAGCGAACGGGUGGCAGUGAACCGCAGCAGAAGUAUUCCAACGAUGAGGUACAGAAAAAGUACGAAAAAUGUAAGGACCAGUACGAGAAGCUACGCUCGGACAUUGUAGUAAAGAUGCAAUUCCUCGAAGAAAAUAGAAUUAAAGUUAUGCACAAACAGUUGCUGCUCUUCCACAACGCUAUAGCCGCAUAUUUUGCUGGUAAUGCUAACGGUUUAGAAAAGACGCUACAACAAUUCAACAUCAGUUUGAAGAGUCCGAACUCCGUUACCAGUUCGUGGUUGGAGCAAUAGGAUGCAUUGUCAUCGCCCCAGCACAUCACCAGUAAUAGCGGAUCGAUGAAUUAUCAUUGUCACUUAAAGUAUUUAAACUGAAUGUGAUCUUC
Messenger RNA from Anopheles maculipalpis, 1114 nucleotides. RefSeq names its product arfaptin-2 (gene Arfip). Lineage: Eukaryota; Metazoa; Arthropoda; Insecta; Diptera; Culicidae. Gene Ontology annotation, molecular function: protein domain specific binding; phospholipid binding. Gene Ontology annotation, biological process: intracellular protein transport; regulation of Arp2/3 complex-mediated actin nucleation. Bases 60 to 1022 code for a protein of 320 amino acids. The transcript is spliced from 3 exons. The record is from RefSeq and is a predicted model, not a curated record. Gene Ontology annotation, cellular component: trans-Golgi network membrane.